Molecule: messenger RNA, 3566 nt
Organism: Anopheles coustani
Lineage: Eukaryota; Metazoa; Arthropoda; Insecta; Diptera; Culicidae
Gene: DCP1
Product: mRNA-decapping enzyme 1A
Exons: 2
Coding region: 299-2014 (571 amino acids)
Biological process (GO): positive regulation of catalytic activity; deadenylation-independent decapping of nuclear-transcribed mRNA; deadenylation-dependent decapping of nuclear-transcribed mRNA
Cellular component (GO): P-body
Molecular function (GO): mRNA binding; enzyme activator activity
Source: RefSeq, a predicted model, not a curated record
AAGGGAAGCGAAUGGUGUUGCGGAAAACCGCAGAAAGUAUCCAAGCGAAUAUCUAGGUGGUCUAGCGCAAUACGUACGAAAUUCACGACAGGGAAAGGCGGAACGGAACGCCAAUUACCGCAGCAGAGAACAAGUGUCCCCGCUUCUCCGCGUUGCAUUCACGGCUGACACGCAUUUGUUUGUGGUGGAAGUUUGCUGAAAGUUCGACAGAGCAUCAGCACCCACUUGUGAAAAAGCUGCAAAAGGGGCACGUAUCUGCAUCCCUGUGUCACCAGCCAAACGUCCAUACGUCAACACUAUGGCCGAUCAGACGGAGCUACGUAUGAACCUGGUCGCGAUCAAGCGGGUCGACCCGUACGCGAAGGACAUCGUUAACUCAUCUGCACACGUAGCGUUUUACGUGUUCAACAAUGCCGAGAACGAGUGGGAAAAGACGGACAUCGAGGGCGCCCUGUUCAUCUACAGCCGCUUCGCCGAGCCGUAUCACAGCAUUUUCAUCAACAAUCGGCUCAACACGAACUCCCUCGUCGAGCCAAUACGUGGCCAGAUCGAGCUGCAAUCCAAGCCACCGUUCCUGCUGUACCGUAACGAGCGGUCGCGGAUUCGCGGCUUCUGGUUCUACAACAAUUCCGAGUGCGACCGUAUUGGAGAAGUCAUACAGAAGCUGGUCACGGAGUGUGCCGGGGAAGCGGGUGGUGAAGCGCCACGGCCUGUGAUGAACGGUGGACCAACCGGAGGUCCGCCCGCGACAGACAUUUUUAGCAUGCUCACGAAGGCGCAAGAAGAUUUCCAAAACAAUUCCACCAACCCGGCGGGCAGCAAACCUAUGCUGGAUCAUCCAGCACUGAAUCAGCAGGCCAUGAUGGCGAACAACAGCGGUAUGCCGGCUAUCGUCAUGACAGCACAGCAGCAGCAGCAGCACCAGCAGCAGCAGCAGCAACACCAGCAGCAACAGCAAAUUUCCAGCCAGAGCGCACCCCGUAGUGUGAUGAACUUUUUUGCCGCCGCGAAACAACCGGCCGCCUCGGAAGUGCCCCGUUUCAAGACGCAUGCCCCAGUGCAUACGCUCGAGCAGAUCGAGAAGCAACAUCGUGCCUCGACGCCGCUCAAGGAUGCCGGCGGAGGCGGUGUGGAAGGGAAAAUCACUCCGGAUGUGAGCGAACUCGAGAGUAGCUUCAAACGAAUGGGUAUCCCGAUCGUGUCAGCCGGUGGCAGCAAUGGUGGAAUGUUGGGUAACGGUCCACAGACUCCAUCUGGCGUGCCCGAGCUCGGCACCUCACCGCUCGCAACGUUCCUCAGUGCGGCCAAUUUGUCCGGUGCAAUGCGCGCCGCUCAUCAACCGGUUGUACCGAAGACGAAGCUAAUUGAAAUUAGCGAACUGGAAUCGCGGCAGAAUCAACAGCAGCAGCAACAGCAACAAACGCCAUUGCACGAACUGUUGAAAAAGUCCGAGGGAACAGCGGGUCCAGGGGCCACCGUGGUGAAACCGGCCCUCAUGCCACCGACCAUGUUUAAACCGUCGUCGCAGGGGACGACGCUUGGAGGCCUAUUUCCCGGUAGUACCUCCGUGACGAACUCGCCGAGCACAGCCACGAACGUCAGCGUUGGGGGCAAUGGAACUCCCGGCGGUGCUGGGCAUCAAAAGCAAGCAAACAACGCCCAGUUGAGCGCUACUGCAACACCAGGUUCGGGCAAGAACCAGUCCAAAUCGGUGUCCACACCGGGUAACAGGCAGCAACGAGCGGAGACGAACAGUGGAAACAGUGCACAGAAGGGGACGCCUACUUCCACCACGACGACGGCGGCCGAUCUGCUAGCCAAGGCCGCGUCCAAGACAAACAACAACCUGAUCAACAACAACAUCAGCACCGGUGGGAAUGGCUCGGGCGUGGAACCGCUCACGCAAAACCAACUCAUUCAGGCCGUCAGCUACCUAAUCAAGCAUGAUCCAGACUUUGUGCGGAAGCUACACGAGGCGUACGUCAAGUCGUUCACCGAGAUGAUAUCGAACUAAGGCUCCCAGGCAGAUUUGGCCCGGCUUUUCGGGUGUUACUCUUUCCGCCCCAACUUGCACAGCAAUAGCAACCCGUUCCCCCCCUCCUCGCAAUUCAAGUACCACCACUGCACAUCUACGCUUCAUUCAAGUACAAAACUGUACCGCGCACUCACUAUUCCACUGAUUCGUCCGUCGUUCGCACCUCUCCGUGGUCCGUUGUAAAACAUGCUUGUCAAUGUUGGAUGCUGUUACGUGCAGACAUAGCAAGCCAGAUUGCAUGAAAGCGCAGCGAAACAUAAUGAACCGAUUAAAAGAUGAAAUAUUUCAACUAUCGAAGGAGUCUGAAAAAGUGGAAAGAGAAAGAGAAAAAACACAUAUGCGGGCAAAGCAAAACACCCUCGACAUAAGUUGCAACGGAAAGAUAUCAUAAAAAGUCUUUCGAUACGAAUUUGUAAACUAAACUCAAUUAUUUUUUUGUGUAUACCUGAAUUAUUCACUUAUUCACUUUUUUUUUGUGGCUAAGUAAAUUAUGAACUAGAUUUCUUCAAUCCCAAUAUCGACCCAAACAGACCUUAAAUUUCUAACAUUGUUAAAUUGAACUGAAAUAGUUGUUAUCCAAAGUUAUUUGUAAAUUUUCUCAACAUUGCUUACGUUUAGUUAUUGGUAAGAAUUUUAAAACAGCAUGAACUAUUGUUUGAUUCGGCGGGACGUACUGUAGAAAUUGUCCCCAAAAGGUGUGUUCGUUUUUUUAGAUUUGAUUCGUAGGGUGUAUUACCCACCAGCGGCAAGUUAUUUGUAAAUAGUUUUUACACGUCAGUACUAUUGGUUGUAAUUUUUUGGCUAACAAAUUGCAUUUCCCAUUCAAAAUCGUAGCCCAAUUUUCUCUCUUUCUCCUCCUCUGAUUUCUAUAUGGACCGCAAGAUUGCCGACGUAACAUAUUAAGCUUCACCAUGCCAGUAAGAUUGUUAAAAUUAAGAAAUUUCUCUCGAUACCAUGUUCGCCCCCUAUAAGGGGACACCACAAAAAGAGAUUAAACGAGGGAUGAAAGGACACACGCACAACAUGCCGGCUGACGAUUGUCCUGCAAAAUACUUGUUGUGCAUCUCUACGCUAAGCGCAUUGUCUAAAUUUUCUUAAAUUUGUUUCAUUACACUAUGGUAGACCUUGUAAACUAUUAUCGCCCGAAACAUGGAGAUUAAAUUAAUGAACGAAAUAACCUUGUACCCAGUAGAUAAUUCCCGAUACCAUUCGAUGUGUAAUAUUACUAUAGACUUGUUGGAAGCGCAGCACAGGCUGGCAGAGAUUGCCGAAACGGAAGAGACCAGACAUUGCACCAUCCCCAACAUAAAUGCAACGGGCAGAAAAAGGCAACCGAAGAAUGCUUGGAGCUAGGAAAAAUCAGUUCUCCGUCUGAAAACGAACACGAAUGGAACGAAAGGAAAGUGACUUUUAGUACGGGCAAAGGAAAAUUGAAAGCAAAAGCAAAAGGAUACGACAACAAAAAGUGUAGCGCUACCUUUUUGCCAAUAAAAACAAAAAAAAAAUAGCAUUGCCAACAGAAAAAACAACA